AUGACUGCGUAUAAAUUCAAACAUGCGAAGAUCACAGUCGAUUGCUAUCAACACAAGGACGUUCUGUACCAAAUCCAGGUUGCGGCUGAUUUGAUGGAUGCUAAGUCAGAGGAGGCAUUUAUGGCGUGCCUGGCUACCGAGGAAGGUGCUAACAAGAUGAUCGAGUUGAUAACGCAGUUAAACUUUGGGCCUUCGCGUGCGCGGUCCAUUCUGUAUGCGGUCGCUAAUUACUGCGGUUGCGGAGCCGAUUUGCAAUCUUAUCCGUGA
This is a messenger RNA of Gregarina niphandrodes, 267 nucleotides long. RefSeq lists its product as hypothetical. NCBI's taxonomy places the organism in Eukaryota, Apicomplexa, Conoidasida, Eugregarinorida, Gregarinidae. The coding region runs from base 1 to 267 and encodes 88 amino acids. The transcript has a single exon. The record is from RefSeq and is a predicted model, not a curated record.